AGCACAUCCGACGUUUUGGGCUUUCCAUAUAUGCCAUCUUGAGAUUUAGAAGAAGCAUACAGCAACACUGACAGGUGAGAAAUAAACAAGGGAUUGACGCUCUAGCACAGGAAUUGAAUAUCAAAUCGAGGAAUAAAUAGUACAUCUUGCAAGGACAACAGCUGUGCUUACGUUGUAGAAUUCUUCUCUUAAUCAUUGCUAGCCUCUUCAUAACAUCGACUCUCAUCUGAAGUUCCAGCGCGGAUGAACUGACGACCAGCUCUAGGAGGCAAAGUGCUCUCGAGCAAGUUGGGAGUCUUCAAAUCAGCGUCGGGCAUACAACACGAGCAGAACUCACCACCGGUCCUUCAAACGAAUACCUUUUCUGUGCCUGGCGACAAAACAAUUUUGCUUGCGGAGAGUAGUAGCUAUGGCUUCUACAUCAACGAAGGCGGCUUCCAUGAAAUCGAUUCUGACACCAUCAAUCACUUUGGAGGGUCAUGGAGAGAACGUUCGAUCCAUAACCUACUUUCCGGAUGGCGAGCGAAUGAUCAGCGUAUCCGAGGAUAAGACCGCUCGACGAUGGGAUCUGAAGGCGGGUGAAGAAAUUGAGAGAAUGCGAAGUGUUUACGAGGAAGAUGUGUGGGUAGUGGCAGUAUCAAGGGAUGGUCGAUGGGUUGCCACUGCUGGUGGAGAUGUGAAUAGUGCAAUGCUGAAAGUCUGUGAGGUCGGGACUGGGAUUGUCAGAACAUUUGAAGGACACUUGGCUCAGAUCAUCAGCAUUGAUAUCUCUUCGGACAGCACACUGCUGGCGAGCGGGGCAAAGGAUGCCACAGCGCGGAUAUGGAACUUGGACACUGGGAAACUCGUGGCUGGUCCGUUCGAGAGCGGCACUUGGAUGGGCGCAGUUCGGUUCUCGCAAGACUCAAAGAAGCUCGCAGUGAGGUUAGACAUAGGAACAUGCCUUGAAGUCUGGGAUGUUCAAAAACAAAAGUUGGAUGUGAGGAUAGGGACAUUCGGUGGACCCGGAGUCACACUUGUGCCAGUGUUUUGGACAAACAAAAACAAAAACAUCUUGACCGCUUUCACAUUUACGGUUGACGCCGCCUGGACGAUCUAUGAAUUUGACGCAUCGACAUUGGAGACUGUAGGAGCUUCCUUUGAAGGGCACACCAGGGCCAUCUGUGGUCUAGCACUUUCAUUUGACUGUGUUCUCCUUGCCAGUACUUCCUUUGACGACACCAUCAAGCUCUGGGAUUUCGAGUCUCGCCAGCUCCUCGCUUCAUUCGAUGCUUAUAACAUCCAUAACCUUGUCCUCUCACCCAACUCGCGCCAACUAGUGUACACGACAUACAACAGAGAUGAUUGCAAGAUCUACAUAUGCAACACUCCACCCGAUGUCCUUGCUCAGGCUGGUAUCAGUGCACGUAAAAAGUCAACCCUCAACGACCUACUAAAUUCUGACGCAACUCGUCGUCCUCCUGCCGGGCGCCGCAUACGACCAGUACCUGCUAUACCUAGGCCAGAAAGACCUUUGCCUACAAUCAACCCACAGCAACCCGUUUUUGUUCGCAUUCGCAAACUCCUUCACUUCUCUCCUCGCACAAAUGCAGUACCACCUGUCCAACCUCGUGAUCCCCUUGAUGUCCCUGCUACACUGCCUCUAUCAUCCUCUCUCUCUGGGCAGGCCGCAACUCGCUUCAAUCAUUUCGAAAUAAGUUCUCCGCCUCCCCCCUCAAACGGAGUCACACAAUUCCUGCGGCAGCAUCUCCCUUUCCUCACGCCAAGACACAGCCUCGGGCCACCAGUUGUUGAAGUUGCACCAGGACGGAAAGUUACUACGAUACUCGACAUCCGUCUAGCCAACAGGCUGCUGUGCCACAGGAAAACGACACAGCUGAUAUUGAUUCACUCCCAGAUGUGCAUUGGGUCAAAGCGUUCCUCUGCUAUUAUUCAUGUUGGUCUCAUGGCAGGCUGAGGAUGCCUCCUCGAUGGCACUUGGAGCGCGUUGACAUACCUCGCCAGGAUGGUGCAGCAAAUAGCAGCUGUGGUGGUGCUCAUAGUCCCAGUUAACUUCGUAUGAAUUCAUCCACAUUUGCUUCAUGAUAUAUGUUCCUCAGUUAAUGUUUUAACACUCGUGUAUUAGUUAUGUGCUAUCUGCAAUACUCGCUGCGUGUGCCACAUUCCAUCAGAAGAUGGACUUCAUCGUAUCUUCAUCCUCACUGACGCUAUCCCCCACAGAAUAUUGAUCUGGUCAAGACUGACAUGACAUCAUUGUACAUCAUCACAGACUGACAAAAACAAACCAUCAUAGCUGCAUUCGAUUUCGAUUUCACCGCAGAUUUCGAG
This is a messenger RNA of Suillus subaureus, 2328 nucleotides long. RefSeq lists its product as uncharacterized. The transcript has 6 exons. Lineage: Eukaryota; Fungi; Basidiomycota; Agaricomycetes; Boletales; Suillaceae. The coding region runs from base 410 to 1957 and encodes 515 amino acids. Gene Ontology annotation, molecular function: protein binding. The record is from RefSeq and is a predicted model, not a curated record.